GAAUAUGUCAACAUUAAUGCAUUACAACAGGCAUCCAACCAAGGAUUCAAGACGUCGAGUGUCAUGAUUUCGAAUGAGACGUUACGUGUUGAUACUCCAAUCAGCGACAACGAUGUGCCACAAACCUAUACACCGUUGAGGAAGCGAAAACUCGUAGCAAACAAGAACAUUAAAAUGGUUCCAAAGAAAAAGACAGCCAAAGCAAAAGAUACAAAUGAAGAGGAUGAAACGUGCUCAGCCACUAUAUGCAAAAUGUUGAGUGGUCUUACUGCACGGGAUUCGAGUGGCGAUUGGACCAAGUGUGACGGGCCUUGCAAGAGAUGGUUCCACAAUCGUUGCGCAGCGAUAAAAAGAAUCCUGAAGAAAACCGAAAAGUGGGACUGCAUCAAAUGCGUUAAUCAGUCCAAUCGCCCCUGUCGCAAUUGUAUUAAAUAAUUAUUUUGUUGUAGCGUGUAAUUAACAAUUUCAACUCAAAUCAUUACACAACUGUUACCAAUGUAAUCAAUUUUAUGUAGUUUUGGUUUAAAAGUUAUUUGUGUUUAACUUUCGUUGUUUUUGGCUGUACAAUCUGGUAAUGAAUCGUAAUUAAUGCUGUUUUUGUCCUCUCUGAAACCUGUCUGAACUGUACAAUAAGGGCAAAUAAAGAAUAAAAUACCGUGGAAA
Messenger RNA from Daphnia magna, 663 nucleotides. RefSeq names its product lysine-specific demethylase 5B-like. The record is from RefSeq and is a predicted model, not a curated record. Lineage: Eukaryota; Metazoa; Arthropoda; Branchiopoda; Diplostraca; Daphniidae.